AAAUCAUAAUGUGUAGUCUUACUCGUAGAUGUUUAGAGAAGACUAAAGAUUGUGUAAACAUGGUUUACUGUAUUAUGAUUUGGGUUUUAAGUGACUUAUGGGUAUGUGAAUAUGCUAUAUAUAUUACAGAGAAAGUAUGUUGUUCCCUUAAAAUCUAAGGCAUGAAUUGUUUAAAAAAAAAAUCUGUUUGCAGUACAUGGUUCUCUUUAAACUGACUUCACUUGCAGCACUGGCAAUUGAGGAGCAAAACUUAACACUGAGACACUAGCGUUAGUGUUGUUAGCAAAACUAGUUGAAGAUAUUUCUGCUCUUUUCCUGGGAUGCGCUAUCCCACCACUUGAUUUGAUGCAACUACUUGGUAGGCUGUGCUGUGAAUCAGAUCAACUCCCUGAUUUCAUCUAUGAUGUUGACCCCCAGGCAGUUCUUUGGGUGUAAUGGAGAUGACAGCAGCUUCAGUAUAGAGGUGAAAACAACUGGGGCGGAACAGUUUGUACCAUGCUGAACAAUUUGUAUAGUGAAAAUGCAGCCUUAGCAAGAUCAUGCUGUUUCAGUUCCAGCUUUCAAAAGCAGGAAAACUUAGAAUAUAACACUAAUGAAUUUCUGACCGUAACUGUUUACCUCUCAGUGAAGUUCCUGUGGCUAUCUGACUAGAUCAUCUUGUGACGUUUCAUCUAAAAUAUAGAAAACCAUAGCCUAGGAUAUUGGAAAAAAUGGGAAUCAUUGUCUUAAAUCUCCAGGUGCUGGACUGUAACUAAAGUAUUUACUCAAAGGUAGGGGAACUGCUCUUAAAGCAGGAGAAGUUUUGAGGUGAUAAAGUAGAGAAAUGAGUGUAUAAGCCGGAUCUGAGGUGAGGUGGAGGGAACAUCCACUCACAAGUCAGAGCUCUUGCAUUAGACUUUUAUACAGGCAUCAUUACAGCUCUCAUUUACUUCAAUAAGAUAACUGAAGUUUUGGAUUGUUCCCAGAAAAACUUUAGUUAUGCUUUUGCUGAAAGCUUUGAACAUUGUGCUGAGCAAGAUGAAGAAUAUGCAGAUUUUGUAAAAUCUGCUGAAGCUUGUUCAAGAGGGCGUUGAAAGGAUUUUCUGCCCUUUUGAAGGGGAGAAGGAUGAAAUUGUGGUUAGAGCAGUGGACUGUGACUUGCUGUGCCUAACUUGAGGUGUGAGUCGCUAACUGAGGGACCUUGGGCAGGUUGAUCUGCUUUGACUUCUUACUCAGAAAAAAUGUUCACCCUUUUAGUAUCUACAGCUACCUUCCUGCAGAGGUUGUGAAUGUAUAUUCAUUAGCAUCUUGGGACCACAAAUACUAUUUUGAUGUGGAAUUUCAUAGUGCUGUGUGUGUUGGAUGGCAAUAAAGAAUUAUGAGAUAAAUAUUUAUGCUAGAUCUGUUUAAAGACCGUACAGGCAUGCUCCAGCUUUUCUGUGUAAGUUGUGGCUUUGACUUCUUGUGUGAUUCAGUGUGGGGCUUUUAGUGGUUUUGUCAAGGGGGUGAUGUUAAGAUUUCCUUGGGCUGAGGCCUUUGACUUCAGUAGUGUUGUAUCUUAUGGUUGUUGGGGCAUAGGGGUAUGUACUUGCUGCUCUCAAAAUAUAGCCCAAAGGCUAGAAUGGGUCACAUCUUCAGGAGUGGAAUAACACUUCAACUCACUUCCAGAAUUUGGGACUGCUCUUCUGUGUUAAAGUGGCUGCUGUAGUAGGUGCUUUAGUGAAACAAUAAUAGGAUAUAAAAUUAAGGAUUGAACUGUAUAGCCUCAUCUUUCCUAGCAGCUUUUCUUUGUUUCUCUCAUUCCUGGCUUCUCCUUGAGACUUGACACCCUGUAUAAAACUAUGUGGGGUCCAAAUGCACUUCCUCUUAAGUCCUCAGAUGGAGUGAAUGCCCCUGUGAAAGUGUACUCUGAAUCGUGAGACAAGUUACUGUGGAAGAGUUGGAACCACUGCAGGUCAUGUGUGCAGGGCUCUUGUACCCUGUGACUAUCCUUCUUUUGCAAAGGUUUGAGAAAGCUAGUCCUUGUGUAAUUGGUGUUAAACCAAGUUACCAUUCAAGAGUUAGAACUGCUGCUUCUGAUUUCCUUAAAAAGAAAUAAAGUAUACCUAUACUCACAUCUAAAAGAAGCGCUUGCCAGCCUAUGCUUGUGAAAGCUAACAAACUCUAAGCAAAGGAUCUUUGUGUGUUCUAAAAUCAUCUUCCUAGAUUUGCAGAAAAAUGUUUUCUUCAGUAAUGUCAUUUUUUUCUAAAACAUAGGACGUGUAAAAGGUGAAGUCAUACAUUCCAUUCACUGUAAUUUAGGUUAAUUACUAUAAAUUUCUAGUAAUUUGGUAUUAUUUCAGUGCUUUUUAUAUCCUGCAGAUGGAGCCAUCUGAAACUUGUAUAUAUAUAUGGUGGGUUAAAUUAGCAUGUAUGUAUGUGAUGGCUUCAACAAAAACUGCUCAUCAUUACUGCCUUGCUUGGAAGCUUUUCCAAACACAUGGAAUGGCUCCUCUGUGAGGAACAGCUAAGGUGGGACUUGUCAAUUUGGCGAAGGGAUGACAUGGCAGGGAGGCAUGUGAUAGAGGCCUACGAAGUAAUGACAGAUGUGGGUAGAGAUUGAUAAUUCAUCAUCUCUUCCAAUACUUGAACUAAGGGGCAUAAAGCAAAGCUAGUAGGAACUGAAUUUAAGCAAAAUGAAGUCCCAUCACCGCCCCGGUGUAAUCGAUAGUAGACCUGCGGAACUAACUGUGAAAAGGUAUUGUGGAUGCUGAAAAACUACACGAAUUCUAAGGGAGUCUGGAUAAAUUCAUGAAAGAUAAAUCAGGUGCCAUUUACUAAAUAAAGAAAAUCACAUCUGGCCUAGGAAGUUCCUCAAAAGGGAAAUGGGAGAGCAUUUGGGAUAUAUAGUAUGUUCUCCACUGUUAGAGAUCAGGAUACUGGUGGAAAUGGAUCUUACUUGUAACCCAGUAGAGCUUCGCAGUUCAUUUCUAAUCCUGAUUGUAAUCUGUUUGUAAUAUGAAGAUGAAACUGUUAGCCCACCAGACUUGGGAGAGAGGAAGAAGACGGAUCACUACCUGUCCACUCUCUUUCCAGGCACUUGGCACUCUCUUCCUUUCCCCUCUCAAUUCUUAAUUUAUAAAAACAUUUUUUAGUUUGGCAGGGGGGAAGACGGUAAAGGGGAGGUCGCUGAAACAGCACAUGCGUCUUUUUUACAAUUAUGGACAAGACCACUGAAGGCACGUUUCUCAUAUAUGCGGAUGAAGUAUCUCUUUAUCUCUUGGUUAGUAGUUUUUAUUGGCAGCUGGAUUAUGUAUGUUCAGUAUUCCACCUACACAGAGCUAUGCAGAGGACAUGACUGUAGGAAAAUAAUAUGUGAUAAAUACAAGACUGGAGUUAUUGAUGGGUCAGCAUGUAGCAGUCUUUGUGCGAAAGAAACAUUGUAUUUUGGAAAAUGCUUGUCAACAAAGCCCAAUAACCAGAUGUAUUUAGGAAUUUGGGGAAAUCUGCAAGGUGUUAUAAAAUGCCAGAUGGAAGAAGCUACUCAACUUGAUUUUGGUACUGAUCCAGAACCAAGAAAGGAAAUAGUCCUAUUUGAUAAACCAACUAGAGGAACCACUGUUCAGAAAUUCAAAGAAAUGGUAUAUGGUCUUUUUAAAGCAAAAUUGGGUGAACAAGGAAAUCUUUCAGAAUUGGUUAAUCUCAUCCUAUCUUUUGCUGAUGGAAACAAAGAUGGUAGAGUUUCUUUGCCAGAGGCGAAGUCUGCAUGGGCACUUCUGCAGCUAGAUGAGUUUCUAUUAAUGGUCAUCUUGCAGGAUAAAGAACACACCCCCAAACUGAUGGGUUUCUGUGGGGAUCUCUACGUGAUGGAAAGAGUUGAAUAUACCUCUCUCUAUGGAAUUAGCCUUCCAUGGAUCAUAGAACUCUUCAUUCCCUCUGGCUUCAGAAGAAGCAUGGACCAGUGGUUUACUCCAUCAUGGCCAAGAAGGGCAAAAAUAGCUAUAGGGCUUUUAGAAUUUGUGGAAGAUAUUUUCCAUGGACCUUAUGGGAAUUUUCUUAUGUGUGAUACAAGUGCCAAAAAUUUGGGCUAUAAUGACAAAUAUGAUUUGAAAAUGAUGGACAUGAGAAAAAUUGUGCCAGAAAUUAAUUUGAAAGAAAUAAUUAAAGAUCGUCAGUGUGACUCAGACUUGGACUGUGUUUAUGGUACAGACUGUAGAACUCUAUGUGACCAAAGUAAAAUGAGAUGUACCACUGAAGUCAUCCAGCCAAAUCUGGCAAAAGCCUGCCAGUUACUGAAAGACUAUCUGCUUCGUGGUGCUCCUUCGGAUAUCCAUGAAGAACUAGAGAAACAACUGUAUUUGUGUAUUGCCCUUAAAGUCACAGCAAAUCAGAUGGAAAUGGAGCAUUCUUUAAUACUCAAUAACUUAAAGACUUUACUGUGGAAGAAAAUUUCCCAUACAAAUGAUUCGUAAUUUCUCUGCCCACAGGAGGUAAUAUUGGUGCCACUAGAGGUGGCUUACCACAUGUGAUAAAAAGUAUCCACAGCAUUUUUUUAAAAGACAUUUCCUUACUCGUAUUUCAUUAAUGCCUCUGAAACUCUGUCAUGUCAGUACCCUGUGACAGGGCUUCUCAAAGAAUGAACAUGCCACUGAAUGAGCUGGUCAGAGGCCAAAAGCACCUUCUGGUGUUCCAGUGUUGUGUUACGGACAUAGAAACAACCCUGCAUGCUUGACUGUUCUGUGCACUUUGUCAGAUCUUGAACAGGAUGAAAGUAUUCACUGUGCUACCACAUCAACUAACGUAACUUCUUACAAUUCUGUGAAAAUCAUCACUCACUUGUGAAAUAUUGGCAAAAGUGUUUUAUCCCAAGUAGUUUUAUGAAGAACCACCACUACUGCAAACAAAUGUGGCUGCAUCCAAGCUGCUGUUGUGAAUAAACUGAACUGUGAGGUCGAAGUUUACUAAUACCUUGGCAUGGCAGAAUUUGCACAUUAAUAGAUAAUUUUUAAACUGUUUGGAAAAUUAAGAUUUUAUUCUAGAACCUACAGGUUUUAAUACGAGAGACUCUUAGUUAGAUUCUGUUUACACCUUGUUACCUCAUGCUUCCAUCUUGAAUGUUUAAGUAGCUCAACAUUUUUAAUUAAAAGUCUUGAUAUCAUGUACCAUGUCGGGAGCCAAGAAUUUUGAAAUAUGUUAUUUCUUAAAAGGAUGUGGAUACUCUAGCAGCAAUAUAGAUAGCGCUUUUGAAAGCAGAGGCUAUUGUGCUUCGGUCAACAUAUUUAACCCAAGAUAAGCUGUAGAAGAUCUUGAAGGCUUGAGUUAGUGGACUAACCUAUUCCAUAAUGAGAAUGGAAGGUAACUUUUUAAUACUGAUAGCAGAAAGUUGAGAACCCUCAGAAGAGGGAAAUUCCACAGUAGGAAUCCAGUAUAUGACUACAGCAUGCUACAGCUGUAGACAGUCUUGAUUCUUUAAUCUCCAUACAAAUUGAGCUACAGACUUGUACUUAAAUCCUCCUGAUCUAUUGCAGCAACCAUCUAAGCCAGACCUAGACCUAAACUGUAGGACAGAUGUUGGAUUGAUCAAUAUCAUGGGAUAUUACUUGGACUAAAGGGAGACCUAAGUGGGAUAGUAACAGCUAGGAACUACACAAAACAUAAAGCAACGAUACUCUCUUCAGCAUGUUACUAUUCUCUUUCCUGGUAGGGAAGGAGUUGAUAAGUCUCAAGUCAUGAGUAAGUUAACACUCAUAAUGUGUCACUCACAAUGGCAUGAUCACUGUACAACUUCUAAUUUGCAUCCCUGCUGUUGCUCAGACUUAAAUCUGUCUUCCCAAUUGUGUAGAAUGGGAUGUGCAUAAAAUGCUUAAACUCUGCCCAAUACUUAUCUGUUAAUGUUUAAUUUAUAAAUGCUUUAGGUAUGAAGUACUGAAAUCCUUGGUGAUUUUAAGGAGGCAGUCACCCAUAUACCUCUACAUACCUGACCCCUUAAUUCAUUUUCAACAUAGGUAAGAAGAACAAGCUUUAAAUAUUUGAAAGGGUUUCUUUAACUGCUUUGGAUGUCCUGUAUUAAGUGCAUUCCUUAAAUGAUUAAACCUGAGUACAAAAAUAUCAUCAAUAGACAGGUGACAGCAAAUCUCUCUCACCAUAUCACAUGUAAUAGUAAGCAGCUUGGGUUAAGUGUGCUGUUUUGUAAACAUCAACUUUUUAGUUUAAGAAUUACUGUUAACUAUUGUCUCUAACUUGAUAGUGUCCUCCAGCUAGGAGCUAAUAAUUAUCUGUAACCAGCAAAGAACUUAAAGGGGUAAUUUUCUUGGUGAAACAUAGGAAUGUAAUAUUUCUAGAUUCUAGGCAGAAAAGACUAUCAAAUCCAAAAUACAAUUGGGGAUUUUAAACAGCUUCUUGGAAUAACUGGAAAACAUGUUUAAUAGUACAGUUUGUACAGAACCUUAAUUUUUAUUGCUGUUGAAUCAAGUUGAGACUUUCAUUGAAAAAUAUACUUUUGUUUACAAUAAAUCAAAGGUGUCCUUUCUCUUUCAAUAGCAGUACUCACCACAUCGUCUAUCUAUCAGUAUCUUAAAACAUUCAUCCACAUAGCCUACUUGACUCCUGCUCUAAGUGUGCAAAUAACUUCAGUGAACGUAAUGGGAAAUAAAUAGCAUGCCUCCAUGAAAUUGAGGUAUGGCAGAAACAAAGGGUAGGGGCAAGCCCAGGCCUCUCUAAAUAAGAAAGCAUAUGCAACUUAAAAGUAAAUUCCCUUUUGGCUAGGCACUAAAUAACAUAAAACACUUAAGGAUAGUGCAUCUUUCAGCAGCAGCCAGAGUUGGAGCCAAGUGCUAAAGUACCAACUUCAGUUACUGAAGACAGCUUCAGUUCUCC
Struthio camelus australis is the source of this 6834-nucleotide messenger RNA. The record is from RefSeq and is a predicted model, not a curated record. NCBI's taxonomy places the organism in Eukaryota, Metazoa, Chordata, Aves, Struthioniformes, Struthionidae.